GUCCAUAUGGACGAACGAUGAAACAAAACAUCCAAACGCCCAUUCCCUCUCUUUUAUUCUCUCUCCUUACUUUCCCUGAUACUCUGACCGAAAGUAUUGAACCCGUGUGUGUUCUUUCCAUCCUUCUAGUUGCUUUAAAAGGUUUUUUCUGUGUUGGCCCUUGGCCGCCGGUUGUUUACUGCUGCCUCUCGUGUUUCACUGCAUAUUGUUACAUCUGUCGCAGACGCACAGAGACAGAAAGGGAGAGAGAGAGAGAGACGACCCAUUUGGCGGUUACUGUUUGAUCCUGUAACAGAAGGUGUGUGACUGAUGCUCGAGGCCUUUUCAUGUACAGACGUAGUUUUCCAGUAAAAAGGAAUGGUUGUUACUGGCGGAAAUCAUCUGGAAGAUGGGGAGAAGAACCGGCGCAGCAUUUCAAGAGGAGGGACUACGAAGUCUUGGGGAACCAGUGUUUCUGGUCAAUCGGUCUCCACCAGUGGAAGUGCGGGAUCUCCAUCUAACCGGAGUGAGCAGGCUAUGGCCACCACCGCCAGUGAGAACACUUUUAUCAGAUUGAAUCAUCUCGAUCUUCGUGAGGAUGACGCUGGAUCUCAAGGCGGCGUUGUUGGGAAGAAAAGGAAGAGAGGUCAAAGGGCGGUUGGUGCCGACAAGAGUGGUCGUGGACUCCGCCAAUUCAGCAUGAAAGUCUGUGAGAAAGUCGAAAACAAGGGUAGAACCACCUACAAUGAGGUGGCAGACGAACUUGUGGCUGAAUUUUCUGAUCCUACCAAUAGUCUUGCAUCUCCAGACCAGCAACAAUACGAUGAGAAAAAUAUACGCCGUAGGGUAUAUGAUGCCCUGAAUGUUCUUAUGGCUAUGGAUAUUAUUUCUAAGGAUAAGGGCAAAAAAGAAAUACAGUGGAAAGGUCUGUCUCGCACUAGCCUGAAUGAUAUUGAAGAGUUAAAGGGAGAACGUAUUGGACUGAGAAACAGGAUUGAAAGGAAAGCUGCCUAUUUGCAAGAACUAGAAGAACAAUUCGUAGGUCUUCAGAAUUUGAUACAGCGGAAUGAGCAACUAUAUGGCUCAGGAAAUGCACCUGUAGGCAGUGUGGCUUUACCUUUUAUUCUUGUUCAGACACGACCUCAUGCAACUGUUGAGGUGGAAAUAUCAGAAGACAUGCAACUGGUGCAGUUUGACUUCAAUAGCACUCCUUUUGAGCUACAUGAUGACAAUUAUGUUCUCAAGGCAAUGAGGAUUUGUGAAAGACCUCAGGGAGAUGGUGGUGCCAAUGAUUCUAAUGCAAAUGGAGCAGAGGGUUCCAGCAUGCUUGGUAUGUAUCAAUCACGCAUACCUAAUCCUUCAAGGUCAAAUGCUGUGGGUAGGCCGCCUUCUCCUCUUCCAGGAAUACUAAAAGCACGUGUCAAGCAUGAACAUUAAUGUCUUCUGAGGUUUAUUGCCAUGCUAUGAGCAUUGCUUCUUUUCUUUAUUCUGUAUAGUAUGUGAAGUAAUUGGCCAAAAAGGGUGGACCACCCAUGGUCCAUCCUGCCUCGGUAAAUUGCUAACCAGUUGAAAGUGUUGAAGAAACAAGCAAACCAUUCCCAUUCUUCAAAACUUUCGGAAGGUUCUUGCCAGGCGAUGGUGGGGGUAAGGAACCUAUGAUUCACUUAAAUGUAAUUUUUUGUCAUGAAUUUUCAUAUUUUUUUUUUCCCGUUAUUUUAUUUCUUUUCCUGAUGUAAUAGUACGGGUCGACAAGCUCUGUCCACCUACCAAUUCUUUACUUGCCACCUCUCACUGCAUUGUCUGCCUUUUUCAGGUAGGAUGCAUUAGUAGUGCUCUCUAGAUCGCAUAAUCGAUUUGAUAGUUCAUGCUUUUAGAGAAUUUACA
Molecule: messenger RNA, 1863 nt
Organism: Macadamia integrifolia
Lineage: Eukaryota; Viridiplantae; Streptophyta; Magnoliopsida; Proteales; Proteaceae
Product: transcription factor-like protein DPB
Exons: 10
Coding region: 358-1416 (352 amino acids)
Biological process (GO): regulation of cell cycle; regulation of transcription by RNA polymerase II
Cellular component (GO): transcription regulator complex; nucleus
Molecular function (GO): RNA polymerase II transcription regulatory region sequence-specific DNA binding; DNA-binding transcription factor activity, RNA polymerase II-specific
Source: RefSeq, a predicted model, not a curated record